GCCUCGGAAGGACCCGGCUGCAAGCGCUCGGCGCAGUCGUCGCAGCCGCCGACCGGACGGCGCCCGCCUGCAGCCCGGUCCUCUGCCUGCCGGCCGCCCGCCACGAUGCCCUAAGGCCACUGAGCUGCUCAGAGGGCUGCCGUGGUGGCCCGCAGCUCCCAGGUCACCUGCAUGUGCGUGGCAGGCUCCUGCUGACACACCUGGAAGCCACCUUGGGUUCCACCAGYGUUGUCCUCAACAACCCGCCCCGGCCAUGGAGGCCCCCGAGGUCCCCGUGGGCUCGCUGGUUGACUUUGGGAUGGAGCCGCCCACCGCCCCUCCCCUGGAGGCAGCACCCUCCACUCUGCAGGACGGGGAUGGCUCCCUGGGGGACGCUGCCUCCGAGAGCGAGACCACGGAGUCCGCGGACAGCGAGAACGACAUGGGCGAGUCGCCCUCACACCCAUCCUGGGACCAGGACCGCCGCUCCUCCUCCAACGAGUCCUUCUCCUCCGGCCAGAGCGCCGAGUCGGCCCAGGACGAGGACGCCCUGGCACUGCGGGAGUUCAUGCGUGGCUACGUGGAGAAGGUCUUCUCAGGAAGGGAGGACUUGGAUCAGGAGGAGAAGGCCAAGUUCGGGGAGUACUGCAGCAGCCAGGAUGGGAAAGGCCGCGAGUGGUUUGCUCGAUACGUGAGCGCCCAGCGCUGCAACUCCAAGUGCGUGUCGGAACCGACCUUCUACCGGCUGGUGCAGUCCUUUGCCGUGGUGYUGUUCGAGUGUCAUCAGAUGGAUGACUUCGGACCUGCCAAGAACCUCAUGACCAUGUGCUUCACCUACUACCACCUGGGCAAGCCGCACCAGCUCCCCUCGGAGCCCAGGGAGAAGCCCGCGGGCAGCAUCGACUCCUACCUGAAGUCCGCCAACAGCUGGCUGGCAGAGAAGAAGGACAUUGCCGAGCGGCUGCUGAAGAACACGGAGAACGUGAAGGGCUUCUUUGGGGGGCUGGAGACCAAGCUGAAGGGACCCCUGGUCAGGAAGAAUGAGGAAGAUGAGAACAAACCCAAGGACAAGCAGCCCAAGACUGUGACCGUGUUCARCCCCGAGGACGAGCAGAAGGGGGAGAAGAUCUACCUGUACACACACCUGAAGCAGCAGCCCAUCUGGCACACGCUGAGGUUCUGGAACGCGGCCUUUUUUGACGCYGUCCACUGUGAGAGGAGAAAGCGCUCUCCCACCACCAGAGGGGAUGCUGGACAGCAGGAGAAGAGGGAGAGGUGGUGCCACAUGACGCAGGAGGAGCGGGACGACAGCCUGCGGUUCCACGAGAACAUCACCUUCGGGCAGCUGGGCACCUUCACCCACAACAUGCUGGCCUUCGGGCUGAGCAAGACGCUGUGCCGCGAGUUCCUGAAGAAGCAGGCUGUGAUCGGCCACCUGGACGAGGAGCAAUACAAGCUGCUCAGUGACCACAUUGAGCRGAUGGCCACUGAAUAGGAGACGGAGGGCCUGUGCUACUGUCCAGGGCAGCCACUGGCUGUCCCCACCUCUGACCCUGCAUGACACCAGCGGCCCCGGGGCUGCGCCGCGCAGCCCUGGAACUAGCGGUUAGAAGAACCCGGCUGUGUCCUCCCCUCCCUGCUGCCUGCGUCGGCCCCAUCCGUGUGCCGGAGUGUCCCUUGGGUCACAUGGCUACAACGAGGGACCUCUGCACCCUCCGUGCUAGGCUGGGARUGGAGAGGGCGAAGGAGCCGCCUCYGCACCUGCUGAGGGCCAGAGGGGCAGGCUGGGCUCGGAGGUGGACGAGUGUGUGGGCACUGCAGGGCCGCGAGUGAAGGCUGGGCACCGUGGCUGUGGGACAGUCCUGGAGGCCACCAGGGCAGGGUGGCCGGCCUCCCUGUGCAGUGGACUCUGCUCGCUCUCUGUCCCCUCUAUGAUGGGAACAGGAGUCACAGGGACCAGGAGGACAGACACGCCCUAUUUGAGAGAAGGAGAAAGAGACACUCGGGUAGGGACACUCCUGCCAUCCCAGGUCACCCAGGGCUCUCAGCCUCCCAAACGCAGGGCYGCUGAGCUUCCUUCUAGAACUGAGGACGUCCCCAGUGGCCAGGAGCCACGCCGUGGUCUGUCCCGUGAGAGGAGCCUCACAGCAGCUGGACAGUGGCGUCCUUCCCGGAGGGACGGCCCCGCGCUCCUGUCAUCAAAGGCAGGGACAUUGAAGACUCGUGUCACUGAAGCAGCUCUAGCGAGGCUGCGGGCGGUGGGCAGCGUGGACCCUCGGCUCCGAGCUCUGAGCGCAGGCCUCCACCCUACAGCCUCCUCCGGGAGCCGCGGGGACCUCUGCAGCCCAGCCCGGGCCUCCGCGUGGCUCUCCCUCCUGCCCUCCCUCCUGCCCUUCGACGCCCUUCAGCCACAGCCAGGACCUGGGCUUCCUCUGCGUGUGCCAGGCCACCUGUGGGGACGGAGUGCAAGCCCCAGCGCCCGGCGUGCUGGCCCAGGCCUGCUGUUCCCCGUGUGGACAGCAGCUGGGUUCCCUCUGCCUCUGGCCGCUGCUGUUCUGGCCGCUGACCUUGAUGCCAGCCGUGGGCUCCUCCUGGGGCCCCUCUUCCCUCGUCCCCCUCAGUGCACAGACUGAGCCACGGGCUCCCCCCGAGCACCACCGACCCAGCCUGAUGGUUACCCUGACGGUCACCCCCAGUGCCCAGGAGCCUCAGUCACUUGCCCUCGCCAAGCUGCCCUGGAGGGGCCGGCCCCGCCAGGCCCCCAGGGUGACGUGGAGGUCUCUCCCGGGUGUCACCAGUGUCACUGAACUGCGUGGGCUUCACGGCGUCCACGACACCCACCUGGGUGUGGAGGAUGCCUGCCCCUCUGACCCCGAGGGCUUCAGAAGCACCCUGAGACCGCCCCGUGGGCCCUGGGGCGAYGGCUCGAGGAGGGACGUGGACGUGGCCUCUCCUUGAUCCUGGGUCUCAUAGACCUGGCUCAGAGCCGGGGUGAGUCUGACCCCGAGAAGCGUCACCCACUGGGCGUGGCCCACUCAGCACUGCUGGGACAGAGCUGGCCUCUGGGGAYGUGGCGGCCCCCCAGAUGCCAUGUGAGAGCAGCACAGUCCCUCAGG
Messenger RNA from Urocitellus parryii (Arctic ground squirrel), 3095 nucleotides. RefSeq names its product KIAA0513 ortholog. NCBI's taxonomy places the organism in Eukaryota, Metazoa, Chordata, Mammalia, Rodentia, Sciuridae. The record is from RefSeq and is a predicted model, not a curated record.